Messenger RNA from Juglans regia (Persian walnut), 922 nucleotides. RefSeq lists its product as uncharacterized. The coding region runs from base 366 to 731 and encodes 121 amino acids. The transcript is spliced from 2 exons. The record is from RefSeq and is a predicted model, not a curated record. NCBI's taxonomy places the organism in Eukaryota, Viridiplantae, Streptophyta, Magnoliopsida, Fagales, Juglandaceae.
AUUCGUUAUAUGUUCAUUUUCCCCCUGAUUUGGUUUUGAUUGCUGCGUAUUUUCUCCGAGUUGGUUUCGCAUUUGGCCUUCACAAUUGAAGCUUUCAAGUUUCAACAGAACCCCUUCCCACAGAUAAAUCUAACUGAAUAAAAAAACUAUAGCUUUGUGAAUCUCUCUCUCUCUCUCGUUGUGCGCCAUCUUUCAUUUUCUCGUUUGUCUCCCAAGAACUCUUCAGCCUAUAUAUUUGCUCAUUUGAUUUUUGUUAAUUUUCUUAGUUUCUGACUAAAAUUCUGAUUAUAGGUGAGCGGGUACGAUCGUACGAGAGUGUACUGUAGUGGAUUGAGGUUGGGGAAAGGAAGAUUCACCUGACCAUUAUGUUUGGGACGGCGAUUAGGUAUAUGGCAAAGAAGCCCAAACCCAAGAUGAAACCGAUUGAGCUCAAAACGCCGCCAGAGCAAACGCAGACCAUAACCAGGGUCAUCUUUGACAUCGUCAAGGAGCAUGGUCCUCUCACCAUCGCAGAUACCUGGGAUCAUGUUAAGGAAGUUGGUUUGAGAGGUUUGACGAGCAAAAGGCACAUGAAAAUAGUGUUAAGAUGGAUGAGAGAAAGGCAGAAGCUGAGGCAAAUAUGCAACCAUGUAGGGCCUAACAAGCAAUUUCUAUACACAACUUGGUUCACAAAGCCCAACAUCAAGCAGGCAAAAACAGUUCAUGAUUCCUCACAACAAAAGUUCCCUUAAAUUUCAAGCUUGCUCAUGAAAUCCUAUUUGCUACAAUAAUUGAUGUAGAAUCACAGGCUAAGUGCCACAGCAAAGAAGUCCUGAGUGUAAUUUUCUCUCAUUCCUAUGUAUAUACUGGCUUUGUUUGAGACUCAUCUUCGUUUGGGCCUCUUCUUAUCCAAAUUUAAGAUUCUGGAUUAUGUUUCUGAAGU